Colletotrichum godetiae is the source of this 972-nucleotide messenger RNA. RefSeq lists its product as uncharacterized. The transcript is spliced from 2 exons. The record is from RefSeq and is a predicted model, not a curated record. Lineage: Eukaryota; Fungi; Ascomycota; Sordariomycetes; Glomerellales; Glomerellaceae. Bases 103 to 717 code for a protein of 204 amino acids.
CCCAGAGCAUCUAACAAAUAAAUAACGGUCAGCUCACAUCAUCAUGCACAUCAACACUCUCAUUAGCCCAAACCACCCAAAUUACACGUAUCCUUUCAUUGAAUGAAAAUGGCACCCUCCAACGACGCAACGCCAUUCACCGUUCAGGCAGACCCGGGCACUGACAUUUGGAGAAAGCCUGGACACAACGCGUGGAACAUCCCAAACGUUCAUACUAGCACCGGUCCUCUUAAGAACUUCCUCUCGGUUCGCGUCACGUUCUCGGCUCCCUGGGCCCACCCUUACGACCAAUCUGGCGUGCUUCUUGUGCCGCGGCUAGCCUCAAAUGCAGCAUCUCCAAACAGUAAAUGGAUCAAGACGGGGAUCGAGUUGUACGAUGGCCAGCCACACCUGAGCACAGUCACAUGCGACCGGUAUGCCGACUGGGGCCUCUAUCCUUUGACCCUAAGCGAUGUCGAGGAUGUGAAGAGCGUAACGAUUGAGGUUUUUCGAGACGGAGGCGCCCAAGGUAAGAACGCCUGGGUACACCACUUGCUGCUGGACAAGGAUGGAAACGUCAAGAAAAGGAUCCCAUUGAGGAAGAUUUGUUGGAUAUUUGCGGAUGAGAAUGAGGACGAUUGGGUCUUGGAUGUCAGUCCGUUAGCUGCAAGACCGGAUAAAGAAGCCAAGGGUGAACUGAGAGUCGAGUUUGCCGAGUUUAAGGUGCAGUGGAGCUAGUAGACUGAGCAAAUGCUGGGUGUGCCAUGCAUGGCAAGGUGCCGAUUAGUUACCGCAUGAGUGACGAUCAUUUUACAAGGUUGUCUGAUAUGUCGAAGAACGAACUGCAAUGUAUCUAUAACGCCACCAUUCCCACGGGUGGGCGCACCGUCCAGCCGUACUGUGCGGACAUCACCUCCGUCUGUCAAAAUGAAGUACCUUGAACUGGCAGAAGUGAAUAGUUUACCUGUCUUGCAUAAGGUAGGGGAAGGGGAA